UGUCGUCGUUCGAUGGUAUUUCUGAAUCAUCCAUUACUUUUUCAUUCUUUUCCUCUCUCAAUUAAUCUUAUCCCACACUCUCUCUGUAAGGAUUCCAUGAAAUCCCAGAGAUAUAUAAAAAUUUACCGUUCAUCAGUUACCAGUCAGUGAUGCUUCAAACGGUGGGUUUAUUGUGUCUCGCAAUUUUAUCUCAUGGAAAUCCUUUCCAAAUACAAGACAUUAUCAAAGUUCGAAACGGAAUCGAAAAAAGCUUGAUGUAUAUCAAUGAAAAAUAUAAAGAGGUUAACGUAGAUUGUCUAUUCGGUGUUGUUCUUACCCAAGCCGUCGUUCAAGAUGUUUACCAGAAUGGAAGUCAUUUAAUGGAUGAAAGUUCUCAAAAUAUAAUCAGAAGGUCGUCAAACAUUUUGAACAAGACUAUUCCUUUGGUUCGAAAUGAAGAGCUUUGGGUGGUUCCAUCACUCCUAAAUGUUGAUAUAUGGAUGAAAGAUUUAGUCUACAAGUAUAAUGAUUUAUAUUCCUUUUCAAAAAUUCCAAAUUAUGGAAUUUUGGACAAUGUUCAUCGAUUUGGCGAUAGAAACAGUCAGUUCCCAAACUCGAAUUUUUGUCUGCAAGACAUAGCUAACUGGACUUCAAAAAUAAUGCCAAGAAUGUGUUCGAUUAGAGGAGAUUGUUGGAAGACAUAUUAUGAGAUGGAUCGAUUUUCUUCUGGUUACAUAUUGACUCAUAAGUUACUUUUGUUACAACUCGCCAAAGCAAGAAAAUGUAUAAUCAAUAAAGAAGUAUAUGACCAAGAAACAAAACUUCUCUGUUCUUUGAUUUAUGCAGAGAUUUACAAUGGUGAUUAUUUCAAGGAGCUGGAUGAAACUUUCGAUUUAUUUUUAGAGGAAAUUGUCGUAUGCGGUUACGAGGGAUACACUGAAUUUUUCCAAACUAAGUGGCUCUACUACAUCUUAGAUUCACAAAGAAAUUCUGGUUGUUUUGCCGCAAUCUUAACAGAUAAGAGAAAAUCGAAGAUUAAAAGAAAUAUAAAUGUUUUCGAGGAUGGAUGUGCUGAUCACACAACAGGAUUGGGAAUGGCUGCUUUAUCGUUGUAUUAUAAUUUUAUUGUGAAAGAAAUAUUCAUUCUUUGAAGUGAAUAUUUUCAAAUCAU
Messenger RNA from Leptinotarsa decemlineata (Colorado potato beetle), 1150 nucleotides. Its product is annotated as UPF0764 protein C16orf89 homolog. Gene Ontology annotation, cellular component: membrane; cytosol. The record is from RefSeq and is a predicted model, not a curated record. Lineage: Eukaryota; Metazoa; Arthropoda; Insecta; Coleoptera; Chrysomelidae.